AGAAAUGGUCAAUGCAUGGUUUGCUGAAAGAGUGCACACAAUACCAGCAACAAAGGAGGGAGGGAAAAGCAAUACAGAAAAUAACCAGCAGGCCUCUUCUUCUGAGACCACCAACCAAGGAGCACCGGUGAGGAAGAUCUCUGCUUCUGAGUUUGACCGGCCUCUCAGGCCCAUCGUUGUUAAGGACUCUGAGGGAACACUGACAUUUCUCGCAGAUUCCGAAAAGAAGGAACAGAUGCCUCUUCAAGCUCCAAGUUUAAAUAGUGCAAGUGAUCAGUGUUCACGGCUUCUGGAACUGGUGAAAGAUAUUUCAAGUCAUUUAGAUGUCACUGCCCUGUGUCAUAAAAUUUUUCUGCAUAUUCAUGAACUGAUAUCGGCAGACCGCUACUCACUUUUUUUAGUCUGUGAGGACAGUUCCAAUGAGAAGUUUCUGGUUAGUAGGCUUUUUGAUGUAGCAGAAGGCACAACACUGGAGGAGGCUUCAAAUAACUGCAUCCGUUUGGAAUGGAAUAAAGGAAUUGUCGGCUAUGUGGCAGAGUAUGGACAACCCUUAAACAUAAAGGAUGCUUAUAAGGAUUCAAGAUUCAACGCAGAAGUUGACCAAAUUACCGGGUACAAAACGCAAAGUAUUCUUUGUAUGCCAAUAAAGAACCACAGAGAAGAG
Molecule: messenger RNA, 664 nt
Organism: Hyla sarda
Lineage: Eukaryota; Metazoa; Chordata; Amphibia; Anura; Hylidae
Product: cGMP-specific 3',5'-cyclic phosphodiesterase-like
Exons: 2
Molecular function (GO): protein binding
Source: RefSeq, a predicted model, not a curated record